Molecule: messenger RNA, 1627 nt
Organism: Elgaria multicarinata webbii
Lineage: Eukaryota; Metazoa; Chordata; Lepidosauria; Squamata; Anguidae
Gene: PDF
Product: peptide deformylase, mitochondrial
Exons: 2
Coding region: 25-762 (245 amino acids)
Biological process (GO): peptidyl-methionine modification
Cellular component (GO): mitochondrion
Molecular function (GO): peptide deformylase activity
Source: RefSeq, a predicted model, not a curated record
GCUGACGCAGCGGCUGAGGCAGUCAUGGCGGUUUCUCAGCUGAGGCGAAGCCUGGCCUGUGUGCUGGACAGCGCCUGCCGGAGCAGGGCCGCUUGGGCUCCCGCAGCCGGCCUUAUGGGCUGCCAAAGGGGUGCCCGUGCCACCUCGACGCUGCCAGUGAAGGAGCGCAGCUAUUGGCAAUACCUGCGGCGCAAAGUCCUGAAGCCGCCCACUCCGCCCUACAGCCACAUCUGCCGAGUGGGGGACCCGAUUCUGCGCUCUCUCGCGGCCCCCGUGGAGCCUGAGCGGAUCGCCGGAGGCGAGGUGCAGGCCCUCAUCCAGACGCUGGUGCGCGUGAUGAGGAAACAGCGGUGCGUGGCCCUCAGCGCUCCCCAAGUGGGCGUGCCCCUGCAGGUCUUUGUGGCCGAGUACCCCGAGGGGCUGUGUGAGGAGAUCCCCCCCAGCAUCCGCCAGGCCCGCCAGCUGGCCCCCUUCCCCCUGCGCGUCUUCGUGAACCCGACCAUGAGGGUGCUCGACUCCCAGCUGGCCUCCUUCCCCGAGGGCUGCGAGAGCAUCAGCGGUUUCUCUGCUUGCGUCGCCAGAUACCUGGCUGUGCAGGUCUCAGGUCUGGAUGAAACUGGGCAGCAGGCGACCUGGCAGGCGAGCGGAUGGGCGGCUCGCAUCGUCCAGCAUGAGAUGGACCACCUGCAGGGAGUGCUGUACAUUGACAAGAUGGAGAGCAAGACGUUCGUCAACGCGCGAUGGGCGGAGUUGCUUGAGUGAAGCCCUCCUGGGUGUGGGUUCGGGGAAGGGAGGCUGCCUUUUCCCUGUGGCUGAUCGACCCGUCUGUCCCUGUGAAAGAGCCAGCUGCAGGGAGACAGGACUUCUUUUGUGCUGCUGCUGCUGCUUCCUCCUAUGGGACGGGUGCGGGCCUCCCUCGUGCUGCGCCCUUCCUUUCGCGGGUCCUUGAGCAGCAGUGGCAGGACAGGACCAGCUAUGCCGGCAACCACCGAACACGCUUGGCGCGGCCAGAGUUUGCGAGCGAGGCAGCAGCUGCUGAGCGGUUCAUCCCAGCAGCCUGCAAGGUCUCGGUGGUGCGUCUCAUGCACGCUGCAGAGUAGCCUCCCAAGGCAGCAAGAUGGCUCGUCUAGUCCUGGGAAUUGGAACCUGGAAAAAUAUGGACGCCGCCUCCGGCUCCUAUACGGGCUGAGGCACGAGGAGGAAAAGCAAGCUCCUCCAAUCCAGCUCCUGCCUCCGGUGAACAGCUACCUCUGGGGGCUGCACCCCAAAAGGCAGCCAAAACGCAUUUGAAAAACAAACGGCAGAUUUACAGCUGUUCAGAGGCUCGCUUGGACCCCUUCUCUGGUGUAGAGAGAGCCGUGCAACAGGUCGGUGCUUGGCCUAGUUUCCUGGGCAGAAUUCACAGAAGCAACGAGAGGCUUCCUCUGAUUCACCCCCACCCAAAAAACCCUGUGUAAAGGCCUCCUCCGCACACACACACGCACACACACACACACACACAGUUUUUUGGGGUGGGUGGGCAAAACGUUUUCACUGGCUGAGAUCAGUUUCCCUUGAUGGAACAAGUCCUAAGAUUGUAUGUGACCCCUGAGGAAAUCAAAUGUAUAAAAAGGCAAAGAGUUUCAAA